This is a messenger RNA of Aureobasidium namibiae CBS 147.97, 1476 nucleotides long. Its product is annotated as Sodium/hydrogen exchanger. The transcript is spliced from 3 exons. The record is from RefSeq and is a predicted model, not a curated record. Gene Ontology annotation, cellular component: plasma membrane. Bases 1 to 1476 code for a protein of 491 amino acids. Gene Ontology annotation, molecular function: sodium:proton antiporter activity. Gene Ontology annotation, biological process: proton export across plasma membrane; intracellular potassium ion homeostasis; regulation of membrane potential. Lineage: Eukaryota; Fungi; Ascomycota; Dothideomycetes; Dothideales; Saccotheciaceae.
AUGGUCUGGGAUCAGCUUGAACCUACUCCACCCCAUCUUUCGUACCUGCUUAUAUCAUCUUUCCUGAUCGUAUACUGCCUGUUCGCUACCUUUGUCAGGAACCGUCUUCACCUGUCUGAACCGCCGUUGGCACUUCUGGUUGGUAUCCUUCUUGGACCACGAGUCCUUGGCUGGCUGAACCCAAAUUACUGCACCCAACAAGGGUGUACUGGUGAUGAAAGCGAGAGAUGGGGUUGGGGUGAUACCCAAGUUCAAGAGAUCUCUCGAGUCAUUCUCGGUGUUCAGGUCUUCACUGUUGGUGUUGGUCUGCCGAGAUACUAUGCUUCCAAGCACUGGAAGAGUGUGGGUAUCUUACUGACAAUCGUCAUGACCUUUGGCUGGUUCGUCUGCUCCCUUUUCGCUGCCUUGAUGUUCAAGGUAGAUAUCGCCACAGCUCUGGUCAUCGCCGCCUGUUUGACGCCUACCGAUCCUGUUCUGUCUUCCUCCAUUCUGUCCAACAGUCAAUUCAGCACCAGAGUACCCAAGCGCAUCAAGGAUAUGUUGGCUGCAGAAUCUGGUUGCAACGAUGGAAUCUCUUUCCCUUUCCUAUACAUUGGACUGUACGCACUCAUUCACGCUGCUCCCAAGACUGCUGUCAAAGAAUACUUCCUCGUCACUAUUCUCUGGCAAUGCACCUUGGGUGUUGCAGUUGGUCUCGUCAUCGGCACUAUCUUCAACAGACUCUUGCGCUUCUCCGAUAGUAGAGGCUACGUUGACCCUGCCGGUAUGAUCGUCUUCUAUCUGCUUCUCGCAGUUUUCAGCGUCGGUGUAGGCAGCAUCCUCGGCUCGGACGAUUUCCUUGUAGCUUUUGGAGCCGGCUACGGCUUUGCUCGCGACGGCUGGUUCAGCAAGAAGGUCAAAGACGCCCAUCUCCCAGAUGUCACCGACCUUCUGCUCAACUCGGCCAUGUUCAUAUAUCUGGGCACCAUCAUGCCCUGGGAAGCAUUCAAGGCUCGCGACAUCACUCCUUACGUCACGCCACUGAGACUUUUCGGCUUUGCAGCCUUGGUUCUCUUGUUCCGCCGCAUUCCCAUCAUGCUCGCAACCUACAAGUUCAACCCCGACAUCCGCACAUUCCGCGAAGCGCUCUUCUGCGGACACUUUGGACCCAUGGGUCUAGGCGCCAUUUUCCUCGCCAUUGAAGCUCGUGCAACUCUCGAGACCGGCACUAGCGAGCCCUUGCCUCACCCUCCUAAGUUCUCACCACCUUAUUCCGACCGCGAAAAGGCAGUUGAGAUGCUGUGGCCUAUUGUGUGCUUUGUGGUCAUGUGCAGCACUUUUGUGCAUGGGCUCAGUGUUUUGGGGUUGAGUCUUGCCAGCCACUUCCGCAGAAACGAUGAGGAGAGGGCGCCGCUGUUGGCCGGAGAGACUGAUCCGCUUGAUGGUAUGGAGCACGAGCAUCCUGAUGAGAUGGAUACGGAUCAUGAAUCGGAUUAG